Molecule: messenger RNA, 801 nt
Organism: Diaporthe amygdali
Lineage: Eukaryota; Fungi; Ascomycota; Sordariomycetes; Diaporthales; Diaporthaceae
Product: cell wall protein
Exons: 1
Coding region: 1-801 (266 amino acids)
Cellular component (GO): extracellular region
Source: RefSeq, a predicted model, not a curated record
AUGAAGUACUCAUUCACCGUCGCUGCCCUGGCCGCAGGCGCAUACGCCACCAACCUGCCCAGAGUCAUCCUCGAGCGUGACCUGGCCACCAUCCAGGGGGUUAUUGGCGAUGUCUCCACCAAGCUGCAGGCCCUCAACACCGCGGCCCAGAGCUUCAGCGGCGACGCCAGCGCCCUGACGAGCGCGUCCAGCGACCUGUCCAGCACCAUCAAGUCGGGCACCAGCACCGUGCAAGGCACAGACGCGCUGACGCUCACCGACGCCGUGUCGCUGCAAUCGACGGUGCAAGGCCUCCAGGGCAACGCCCAGACGCUGGUCGACAACCUGUCGUCCAAGAAGUCGGCCAUCGAGCAGGCCGGUCUCUGCGACACCGUGCUGCAGCAGUCCCAGGGCCUGUCCACCGACUCCCAGGCCCUCAUCGACGCCGUCGUCUCCAAGGUGCCCCAGGAGGCCCAGUCCAUCGCCCAGAACCUCGUCGCCGGCUUCACUGCCACCCUCCAGCAGAACCAGGCCAACUUCGCCCAGGGCAACUGCACCAACGCCAGCGGUGGCAGCGGCGGCGGUGGUUCUACGCCUACUUCCACCGGCAGUGGCUCGUCGCCUUCCAGUGCUAAGAGCUCGUCUACUAAGCCUACUGCUACUGGUGGCGGCGGUGGCUCUUCCGGCGGCUCCAACGCUACCCGCACCACCGGUGCCGGCGGCGCGACUCCUACCUCAUCUACCCCGGCUACCUUCACCGGUGCUGCUGUCGCGAAUGCCGUGCCCGUCGGUCUCCUCGGCCUCCUGGCUCUGCUCCUCUAA